Klebsormidium nitens is the source of this 3333-nucleotide messenger RNA. Lineage: Eukaryota; Viridiplantae; Streptophyta; Klebsormidiophyceae; Klebsormidiales; Klebsormidiaceae. The record is from the annotation of a GenBank genome assembly.
AUGGACACAAUUAGUGCCAGCAAGGCCAUCGACGAAAUGCAGCUGCGGAAGAAUGCUAUGAAUCAGAGUACUGCGUCCAAAGAAGGGGUUAUGAACAGUGCGGCGCCAAGGCAAUAUGGCGUCCUGAUCCUUCGCCUGCUGAUGAUGAUUGUAUUCGCAUCCCUGUUGUCAGGACUAGCAGCGCUGGCAUACGUUGUUACGAGCAGGGCGGCUGAGAGGUCGUUGACUGAUCUGGCAGAAGACCUUGAGCAGGAGCUGCUGGAUCGUUCAGCUGAUAACUUCCUGGGUUUGUUCAAUGAGGGGCAGGCAUGCUUGCAAGCUCUUGCAGGAAACAUUGCAGUCCUCAACAACAACGUGAAAAUGGCAAACGUUUCACAGGGUACCCGCGCAAUGAUGGUAUACCAGUCGACGCUGAGCACCAUAAUGAGCUGCAAGGUUGCCGACGUUGUUGGGUUCGUACAACAAAAUGGAUUGCACAGUUUUCUGAGCCGUCCCACCAACUCUUCAGACUCCUUGGCAAACUCAACGUUCCUUCUAACUUUCAACAACCAGACUGUACCCGAGGGUCAAGAGGUGCCACAGUAUUCCACGGUUGUGGAUGCAACCACUGCUUACCCCCUGUAUGGAAUGGAAAGCGUAGUCGCUCUAGCUCCCCUAGACUUCCGGACUCGAGGCUGGUAUAUGCAAGCUAUGACAUCCUCUAGAGGGUUGGGGAUGCAAAUCCUCGUCGGUACUCUCGGGAAGCCGAUUCUCGUCAUGAGCCGGGUAGUGGUGCAAGAUACAGGCGAAGCAAUUGGGGUUGUUGCCAUCACGCAAUAUUUGACCAGCAUCGAUCAGCGCGUGCGCCAGUUCAAUCUUAGGGGUGGGGUGCUGUUCUUCACAAACGGGACGUUUCUGGUUAGCGAUUCCGUGGCAGACAACGACAGGCCUAGCACGGCCUCUCGUCACCUCCUGCGGCCAAAUGAGUCGACGAGUGUCGUGGUCCAGCAGGCCGCUGAGAUUGAUAGGUCUGGCAGGCUUGGUAACAGCACAGCCGUAGUGACUAUAAUGGGAGCUCCCUACUUUCUGAAAAAGCAAGCGGUAAAGCUACAAGACGUCACCAUCUGGGAGUAUCUAGCUGUCCCGAAGAAAGCAGUCAUGGGACAUAUCGACUCCAGCUCCCAAUAUGUGAAGGUCGUAAUCAUCUCCAGUACAGUAGCGGUGGUGGCAGUCGGGGGCCUCUGCGUUUUUCUCUUCACGAAUCCGAUCAACAAGGAAAUGCAGCUCAAAGCACAGCUUAUCGCGAAUCUAGCAGCUAAAAGGCGGGCUGAGAUGCGAGACGAGUUUAAAACCAGGUUCCUAGCCAGUAUGAGUCACGAUCUGAGGAACCCGUCCGCAGCAGUGUUGGGUUUGCAUGACGCCCUUCUGGAAACGGGUCUCGACGAAGAACAAGUCAAGCAAGUGAACCAGGCCAAGGGCUGUGUUGAGCACCAAUUGAACCUCCUAAACGAAUUAUUGGAUCUCAGCAAGAUAGAAGCUGGCAAGCUGGUGCUGGACGAGGCUCCCUUUGCUCUCAUUGAAAAUAUAGAGUCGUUGGCGGAUGCAUUCAGCACUCAGUGUGCCAAGAAGGGCUUGGAAUUGUGCCUCGACAUUCCAGCCGGUGUGCCUCAUACCGUGUUUGGCGACGCCACGCGUACCCGGCAGAUCUUUUCAAAUCUUCUGAGCAAUAGUAUCAAGUUCACCAAGGCCGGCUACGUUCUGAUCCGUUGCACUCUGAGGACCAGCGCGGCCGCGGCCGCCGAUCCUCCGGGCGUCUCUUCUGGCGCACUCAGGCUCCAGUUCGAAGUCGAACACACCGGCUGCGGCGUUCCCCGGGAAAAGCGCGAGCUGGUGUUUCUAGACUACUCACAAGCGGACGGCGGUGCAACCACGCAGGCAUACGGCGGCACGGGGCUGGGCCUGGGGAUUGUGAAGAAGCUGGUGCAAAGCAUGGGGGGCCAGAUCGCGAUCGUCGACAAGGACUCCCCGGGCUGCUUCAUCCGCUUCGAUCUGACGUUCCAGACGAAGCCACGUGGCACGUCCGUGCUAAGGUCGCAGAGUCUCCGGGCCCCCUCGGCGCUCUUACGCAGCCCGAGCCGCGUCGCGCGGUUUGGCGCGGUCAACAUCGUCCUGGCGAAGACGCACUUCCUGACCCGGUCGGUCACGGCGCACACUCUGCGCGAGCUCGGGGCGAUGGUCGUCGAGGCGUCGUCUUGGGAAGAGGCCCUGGUGGCGAUCCAAACGCUCGCGCGCGACAGCGAUCUCAGGUCGACCCCGGUGCAAGCCCCCGGGGCAAAUCUGUCCCCAGAGGACGCCGUUCUCAGGCGACCGAGCGUGCUCAGAAGCUCCCAGGAGUCGGUCCACUCGGACGAAGAGCCGCUGGAUCUGGGGCGCCCGGUAUUGUUCAAGCCGCGGCUGUCUAGUAGAGACGUCGAGGUUGACCCGGCCACGCCCGGGGCACCGCGCGCGGAGCACUUUGAGUUUGACUGUGCGAUGCUCGAGCUGUCGAUCGUGCCCGGAGCAGAGGACCCCGAGCGCCUGGAUCAGGAGCUGCGUCGGCUGAAUGCGGUUUUGGAGACUGACGGAGGAUCGAGCGGCGCCAUCACCAUCUUCUGGAUUGUGCGGAGCAAUACCCCUGCGGCCACUCGGGGCAUGCUCAAGGCCGUGCCCUCGGCGCACGUGGUCUACAAGCCGCUGUACCGGUCCAAGCUAGAGCACCUACUCUACUCGGUAGCAGCGUCCCGGGCCGAUCCCCAAGAGCCGUUCACCCCAAUCCCCGGCCCGCACGUGACCCUCGAAAACCGAGGAGACGCAAGCUCUUUCUCCGACUCUGAAAACGGCGACGCGCCGUCGCCAGGUGUCGGAAACAGCCACGUGGCGCCUUCUGAUUCGCAUCAGGGCUCCACCGAGCCGAGCCGAGCCUUCGACGGCCUGUCUGCGCUCCUGGUGGAGGACAACGCGGUGCUCGCGCAGCUCGCGCGGAGAAGCUUGGAGAAGCUGGGCGCGCGUGUAGAAACGGCAGGCGACGGGGAGGAAGCCCUGGCGGUCCUUUUCGAUGCAGAUGGAGCCCGCCGAAAGAAGUUUGACUUCAUCCUCAUGGACUGCCAGAUGCCGAUCAUGGACGGGUACGCAGCGACCAUUCAAAUCCGGCGAAUCGAAUCGGCCCAACUUGGCCAUACUCCCGUUAUCGCUCUUACUGCGAACUCGGGCAAGGACGAUCUGGACCGGUGCAUCGUCUCCGGCAUGGAUGCUGUCUUGACCAAACCGGUAAAGAAGUUGGAGCUGGUAGAAACCGUGUUGCGGUUCCGAAAGUAG